Paraglomus brasilianum is the source of this 762-nucleotide messenger RNA. Lineage: Eukaryota; Fungi; Glomeromycota; Glomeromycetes; Paraglomerales; Paraglomeraceae. The record is from the annotation of a GenBank genome assembly.
AUGUCUAUCUUUCGUUCAAUCAAGCCAGCACCACAAAAUUACACCCGUCCCUCUUCUUCUGUAAUUUCCCCAAAACUUUCCAUCUUUGAUUUUAUCGAUACUCUAACCCCACGCGAACGCAGUCUCGUGUUCAACCCACCUUACGAUCUCAAAAUUUCUCUCGAAGAUCUCCUCUGUUCAACACGGCAGCAACAAAACAGCCGAACCAAAAAAAAUCCUCCCCGUGCGCCAAACGCAUGGAUCUUAUUUCGUAAAAGUUUCGCAAACGAAUAUCGUGCACAAAAUCCCGACAAGCCGUGGACAAUGCAGAAAAUUUCCACGUUGGCUAGAGAUAAUUGGAACAUUCAGUCGAAUACUGUCAAAGAAUAUUUUGCUACGCUUGCUAAAUUGGCUCUACAACGACAUAGAGCUACCUAUCCUAAUUACUUGUACCAACCGAGAAAAACCAAGCAGGAUGAAAAAAAUCAAACCUGGCUGUUUAGAGAAGUGAAUAGAGACGCAUUUGUAAAGAAUAAAAACGACAAAGCGGAAGCGGACAGCGAAAAUGGAGAUGUCGUAAACGAAAGUUGCAGCAGAGGAAAAGAUACUCCUCCGAUAAUAAAAGAUGGAAAGAUUAAACAAUUACAAAAUGCUUUAUUCGUAAAAGAUGAGCGUCGUCGUUUCAUUAGGAGGAUUAAGGAAGAGGAUACUGAUAAAGCUUCACCCGUAAUCUUUCUGCUCUUCUACAUCAAAAAAAGAAAAGAAAAGAAUCCUCCGGCUUAA